Molecule: messenger RNA, 4374 nt
Organism: Oryzias latipes (Japanese medaka)
Lineage: Eukaryota; Metazoa; Chordata; Actinopteri; Beloniformes; Adrianichthyidae
Product: ribosomal protein S6 kinase alpha-2
Biological process (GO): protein phosphorylation; intracellular signal transduction
Molecular function (GO): ATP binding; magnesium ion binding; protein serine/threonine kinase activity
Source: RefSeq, a predicted model, not a curated record
UGUACCGUGAAGCGGGUAGGGCAGAUGAGAAUGUACAGCAGAGGCGGUUGCUGGUUCACAUGUGUGUGUGACCUCACCAGCUGUUGCUGCAUGCUGUUGGGAGGCACGGGGAGGGCGGGGUGGAGAGCUCGCCGGCGGCGCACGAACAAAUGUGACGGGUGGCAAUCCGUUGUUCUGCAGGGAAAGACAGCAGCAGGGGAUGGAGAUGACCACGCACAGGCCACGCCGCGAGGCGGCAGCGCGCGCACACCUCUCCUGAUUCAGCGGAACAGAUCUCGCCGUCAGCUUUCUUUACGCAGAGCCCUCUGCUGCGACACCCCGCCGUGAGGCUGCGUGGCUCUGGCUCUGCAGCCCUGAUCCAGCUCACUGCCGCUGAGACAGCAGGAGGGAGGGAAGGGCACAGGUGGAGAGACGGGCGGCGCAGGAGGACGAUGAUGGGUGAAUCUUGAACGCAAGGGAAGGAGGAUGAAGCAGCGGGGAAACUAAGGACGCGACAAACGCAAGGCUCCUAGGACAUCCCCUGUCAAGGGAAUGCUCGUUAUUAUGGGAUAGGUCCAAACGACUCGUCGUUGUUAUGGAUACCAGCACGCGAAAAUUCACAGUGCGGAGAUGGCUUUCUAUUUAUUUGAAGAGCAAAGCGGCCCGCAGCAAGAACAGCGCCGGCUUCUGUCAGCUGGAGGAUGAGAGUUUACUCAAGGAGAUUGACAUCAGCCACCAUGUGAAGGAAGGUUGUGAAAAAGCAGAUCCUUCUCAGUUCCAGCUUCUGAAGGUGCUGGGACAAGGCUCUUAUGGAAAGGUUUUCCUGGUUAGAAAGAUAAGGGGGGCGGACAGAGGACAGCUAUACGCCAUGAAGGUGUUGAAGAAAGCCACAUUGAAAGUUCGGGAUCGUGUAAGAUCUAAGAUGGAAAGAGACAUUCUAGCUGAAGUGAAUCAUCCGUUUAUAGUCAAACUCCACUAUGCUUUUCAGACAGAAGGAAAGCUUUAUCUGAUCCUGGACUUUCUCAGAGGAGGAGACCUUUUCACUCGUCUGUCCAAAGAAGUCAUGUUUACAGAGGAGGAUGUGAAGUUUUACCUUGCAGAGCUGGCCCUGGCUUUGGACCAUCUUCACAGCCUGGGGAUCAUCUACAGGGACCUCAAACCAGAAAACAUUCUUCUGGAUGAAGAAGGACACAUUAAGAUUACCGACUUUGGACUUAGCAAGGAAGCUAUAGAUCACGAUAAAAGAGCAUAUUCCUUCUGUGGUACAAUCGAGUACAUGGCUCCUGAAGUCGUGAACAGACGAGGGCACACACAAAGUGCUGACUGGUGGUCAUUUGGGGUCCUCAUGUUUGAAAUGUUGACAGGAUCUUUGCCGUUUCAAGGAAAAGACAGAAAAGAAACCAUGGCGCUCAUCCUAAAGGCAAAGCUGGGAAUGCCACAGUUCCUCAGUCCAGAGGUGCAGAGUUUACUAAGAGCACUUUUCAAGAGGAACCCUACUAACCGGCUCGGUGCAGGACCAGACGGAAUUGAAGAAAUAAAAAGACAUCGUUUUUUUGCUUCGAUAGACUGGAAAAAGUUGUACAGGAAAGAAGUGCGGCCGCCAUUCAAGCCAAGCGUAGGAAGACCUGAAGACACUUUUCACUUUGACCCAGAAUUCACUUCAAGAACUCCAACAGAUUCUCCUGGCAUCCCUCCCAGUGCAAACACACACCAGCUGUUCCGUGGCUUCAGUUUUGUUGCAACUAAUCAAAGUCAGGAGGCCAGUGUUGCCCCGAUAACACCAACUUGUCAGGGGGCAAACAUUAACCCCAGUUCACUGCGGCUGCACGGGGACUGUGCCUUCAAAGAUGUUUACGAGUUGAAGGAAGAAGCCGAAUCGGUGGGAACUUCUGUCCGCAGAAGAUGUUUGCACAGAAUUACAGCUGUGGAGUAUUCAGUAAAGAUUGUUGACAAAACGAGGCGAGAUCCAUCAGAGGAGAUUGAAAUUCUUUUGAGAUAUGGCCAACAUCAGAAUAUCAUCACUCUGAGAGAAAUGUUUGAUGAUGGCCACAAUGUUUAUUUAGUUCAGGAUUUACUGAGAGGAGAGCAGCUGCUGGACAGAGUUCUGACUCUGCCCAACUUCACAGAAAAAGAUGCUUCGGACAUCAUCUGCACACUGGCCAAAACUGUGGAGUACUUACACUCACAGGGGGUCGUACAUCGAGAUCUUAAACCCAGUAACAUUCGCUAUGCUGAUGACAGCGGCCUCCCAGAAAGCAUCAGGAUAUGUGAUUUUGGUUUUGCAAGACAACUAAGAGCUGAAAACGGCUUGUUGAUGACGCCGUGUUACACAGCCACGUUUAUGGCCCCUGAAGUAUGUCAGAAUGUUCUGCGGAAGCAGGGGUAUGAUGCUGCCUGUGACAUAUGGAGCUUGGGGAUCCUGCUCUACACCAUGAUAGCCGGUUUCAGCCCAUUUGCCAGCAGUCCUAAUGACACAGCAGAUGAGAUUCUGGCUAAGAUUGGCAGUGGGAGAGUCACCAUCACAGAAGGGAACUGGGAUUUUGUGUCAGAUGCUGCCAAGGACAUAGUGAUAAAGAUGCUUCAUGUGGAUCCUCACCAGCGUUUAACAGCCCCACAGGUUCUUCGACAUCCCUGGGUUGUAGAGCGAAACCAGCUAACUGACACAGCACUUACCAGACAGAAUGCGGUUAACGUCAAGGGGGCUCUGUCUGCCACCUACUCGGCCCUGAGUCGCUGCGCUCCUGCCCCAGUGCUGGAACCUGUACAGUCUUCCAGUUUGGCGCAGAGGAGAGGAAUGAAUAAACUGAGGAGUCUAAACUCCUCGUCAGAUCCUAUGGAGAAGCAAUAAUUUAAGCAAAUCUUAAUUUUAACAAAAAAAGUCCUAGACAAAGGGAAAGAACUCUUCAUAUAAAAAAGCACAACUGAGUAAUUGAAAAUCAUCUAACAGACUGUAGAACCAGAACUGGCCUCAGUUAAACAUGUGAAUUUGAAUUGAGUAUUUUACUUUGCUUGACCUUUAAGAGAGCAAAACUGAAAUCACAGUGGCUGAAAGCAAUCGGGUUCUCAGCAGUUUUCCUCAGUGCUGGUUGCAGACUUCAAGUACUUACUGCAAUUACUCGUCUGUUUUAUACACAUAUUCUCUCAAUAUAACUUUUGCCCCCUCUGCAACUGCUAACCAAGAACAUAAUGUUUGCAUCUCUUUGCAAAUGUGAGGGCUUUUGUGCAAUACACACUGUGGAACGUACACAGAUGAAUUUAUGCUGCCUUGAGUUGUACAGUCGUCGUAGCUGUAAGAAAUACAAGUUGGAGGAAAAAAAAGAUUCAGUGCCACAAAAGACAUCCACAUGAAACAGCUUACUACAUUUAGCUCAACAAAAUAAAUUCCAGCAAUAGUUAGACAUUCUGCAGACAUACUAUGUUGUAUAAUGUACAAACAAACGCACAUUUUCAUGGCAAUCUGUUCUGUUUUUCCUUCAGUCAGUUUUAGGACUUUUCAAUGAGGUCGAGCGUGUUCACAGAAAUGUAAACACAAAACCAAAGGGUUGCGCUCCGAAAUUCAUGUCCACUGCUGCCGACUUUUAUCAUUCCAAAUGCAAUAUAGUUUAUUGUACGUUUUGUCAUCUUUUUAAAAUAAAGUAUUUAAAAUGCAAUAUGGAACCUACCACUGCUGCAACCUUCAGAUCAGAUGUAAACAGUUACCCACUGGAGAACAGUAAGCAGAUUCCAAUGGAUUUUCAGCUCAAAACUGAACAGAAUAGAAAAAUAAUCUUGUUCUGCAAAUGUCACAAUUACAUUCUGGAUUCAGAAAUAAGCUUUAAAUAUACAUCUUUGUGGGAUUUAGUGAGGCAAACUGCUUGGAUUUUCUCGCUUUUGGUGGCCAGAUUGUAUCUAAUUUGCACUGAGGAGAGUUAAAAGAUGUUUAAAGAUGCAGACUUAAGUAGCAUUUCAGACUUUUUAUUUUAUUUUGUACAGUUUAACAGAGAGAAACCAAAAUUCCAAUGCUACUUUUCAACACAAAACGAGGUGGUCUGGAGGUGAAUGCAAUGAUAUGUGGAGAAACAGCAAUACUUUAUGUUGUGUAAAUAUAGUCCCUGUUGUGGAGAUUCUGUGUGUCAUGUGUUGUUUUGCAUCGCUUCACUGUACGUAAACCUGGUGCAGUUUUGAGCUGUGCUGACAGACGAGGUUGUGCAUUCUCUCUCAUGUAGUCUCAGAGGAAGAUGUACAUAGAAUUGCAAAUGUUUAAAUGUUCAUUUUGUCAACCUGAAAAACUAUAAUGAAACUGUACAUAUCAAAAAGUGGAAACUGGAAUUGUUUGCUUAGAACGCAUAUGUCAUCUUCACUUGGCCAAACAUUAAAAUGGCAGAUUUACAAAUAAAACAAAUGGAGGUGGUUUUA